AUGGCACCUUCACUCCAUCCUUCUGUGGACUCCGGCAUCCAGAAAGGCGAUGCAAACAUAACCGGCGGAAAGCUGUACUGCCACUGCCCAAACAACAAGGUCGAAGUGACCCUCGGAUCCAACGUCGCUCACAACCACGCUUGCGGCUGCUCAAAGUGCUGGAAGCCUUCCGGCGCACUCUUUUCCGUCGUCGGCGUCCUUCCCGCAGACGAAGUCAACGUAACCGCCAACGCCAACAAAAUCCACAUUGUCGACGAGACCGCGGCCAUCCAGCGCAAUGCAUGCAAAGAGUGUGGUGUGCACAUGUACGGCCACAUCAUCAACGACCAUCCCUUCAAGGGCCUGGACUUCGUGCACACAGAGCUGAGCGACUCCAAGGGGUGGCAAGAACCUCAAUUUGCGGCCUUCGUUUCCAGUAUUAUCGAGCAGGGAUUCGAUCCUAAGGGAAUGGAUGAGAUCCGCCAGAAGUUCAAGAAGGAGGGCCUUGAGUCGUAUGACGUACUGAGCCCGGCGCUGAUGGAUCUUAUCGCGACACACACUGCUCAGAAGAGCGCGAAGCUGUCGUCGAAGUUGUAA
Messenger RNA from Macroventuria anomochaeta, 576 nucleotides. Its product is annotated as putative glutathione-dependent formaldehyde-activating enzyme. The transcript has a single exon. Gene Ontology annotation, molecular function: S-(hydroxymethyl)glutathione synthase activity; zinc ion binding. The record is from RefSeq and is a predicted model, not a curated record. Lineage: Eukaryota; Fungi; Ascomycota; Dothideomycetes; Pleosporales; Didymellaceae. Gene Ontology annotation, biological process: formaldehyde catabolic process. Bases 1 to 576 code for a protein of 191 amino acids.